AUGGCGGUGGCCCCCCCGCCUGAGGAGGGCACCGUGGCUGUCAUGGUGCGCGUGCGGCCCUCCGCACCCUGUGAGCGAGAGCGGGCCGCGCGCCCUGUCCUGCAUGUCGUUGACCAGCACAUCCUCAUCUUCGACCCUGAUGAGCGCGGUGGCCGCCCUGGCAGCGUGCUGCCUGUGCGUGGGCCAAAGCAUCAGGGCAAGGACCUGAAGUUUGUCUUCGACCGGGUUUUCGGGGAGGCAGCCACGCAGGAGGAGGUGUUCCAGCACACCACCCUUGAGAUGUUGGACAGCGUCCUCAAUGGCUACAACUGCUCUGUGUUUGCCUACGGUGCGACAGGAGCAGGAAAAACCUACACUAUGCUGGGCUCGGAGAAAAGCCCCGGCAUUAUGUACCUCACCAUGAUGGAGCUGUACAAGAGGAUUGAGGCCAGAAAGGAGGAGAAGAGCUGCGAGGUCCUUGUCUCCUACCAGGAGGUGUACAAUGAACAGAUUCACGACCUGCUGGAGCCCAAGGGCCCUCUGGCCAUCCGGGAGGAUCCCGAGAAGGGAGUCGUGGUUCAGGGUCUCUCCUUCCACCAGCCCGCAUCGGCAGAGCAGCUCCUGAAGAUGUUGGCCAAUGGCAACAAAAACCGGACUCAGCAUCCCACCGACGCCAAUGCCAGCUCCUCCCGCUCACACGCCAUCUUCCAGAUCUAUAUGAAGCAGCAGGACCGUGUUGGCGGCCUCACUCAGGAUCUGCAAGUAGCCAAGAUGAGCUUGGUCGACCUGGCAGGCUCAGAGCGAGCUUCAGUCGCCAACACCAAGGGAGAGCGGCUCCGGGAGGGUGCCAACAUCAACCGCUCACUGCUGGCCCUCAUCAAUGUCAUCAAUGCGCUGGCUGAUGCAAAGGGCAAGAAAACCCACAUCCCAUACCGGGACAGCAAGCUCACGCGCUUGCUGAAGGACUCCAUUGGUGGCAACUGCCGCACCAUCAUGAUUGCUGCUGUGAGUCCUUCUGCGCUGGCCUACGAGGACACCUACAACACGCUCAAGUAUGCCAACAGAGCCAAGGAGAUCAAGCUGUCGCUGAAGAGCAAUGUGCUCAGCUUCGACUGCCACAUCAGUAAAUACGCUGGGAUCUGUGAGCAGCUGCAAGCAGAGGUGGCACGUCUGCGGGCGAAGCUUCGUGCUUACGAGGAUGCUGCCCGGGAGGCAGAGAACCAGGCACCGGCGCCGCUGGCUGCCCUCACCUUGAGCCCAGUGGCGCUGCCCAGGUUGGAGGAAGUUGUUCCGAAGACGUGCUUGGCCCUGGGUGAUCAGAGGGAGAGUGAUGGAGAGCAGCAGGAGCUGGAAGUUGGAUGGCCUGUUCAGCUGCAGCUGGAGUCGGAGAAGGAGGCUCCAGAGAAAAUGCCUCCCAGCAGCCCCAGAGCAACCCACCAGACAGAUGGCCAGCUGGAGCCGAAGAAACCAAGCCACCUUCUACAGAGGUUGUCCAGCAGCCAGAGAGAGAUGCUUGUAGGCACUAUGCUGAGUGUUGUUCAAAAGCAGUAUUCCCUCCUGAAGGCUGCCAACCUCCUAACUCCUGACGUGGUCUCUGAAUUUGAGGAACUGGAGCGCCUGAUCCAUCAGGAGGCUGAUGUAAGCCUGGAGCAAGCCACAUCUCCAAACAGACCCACAGAGGUCAGUGGGGCCACUUCAGCCCAGAGUAUGCAGCAGGGCUGUGACGCAGAGCCAUCUGUCGCUGUGCCCAGUGCCCCUGUGACGAACGCUGCCCUGCAAUGCUUGCAGCAGCUCACUCCGCUCUCCAGUUCCACGCCGACAGCUCCCAGCCCGAUUAAGAGGAGGAGGAGGAGGUCUGAGAUGAAGAGCGCUACCCAGUCAGCAGCUCCCUGCAGCCUCAAAACGGGGAUGAAACGCCAGUGGAGAGGCGGGAAAGAAGCAGAGACCCCUAAGGCGACGCAGAGCCCAGGUACCUCCUGUCUCAAAGCAGCAGCCCAGGCACCCCCUGUCUCUCCGGUGCCAUCGUGUUGCACCCCCAAAAUCUGCCCCCUGACAGUCACCAAAAGCUGCAUGCCCCUGACAACGUCAGCUGCCCAAAACUGCUGCACCCUGCCUGCUUUGCCUGUCCACAACGUGAAUGAGACUUUCAAGAUCUGCGAGAAGAGCAGUUCACCCAGUGCAGCCAAGCCAGCUGCCUUCAGCCUGCCUGAAUUCCCUGUCUGGGAGAAUGCCCAGAGCGUAAACAAGCAGGAUGGCCCACUCAUGCCCAAAGCCUGCCUCCCAGUGUUUGCCAUGAGGGGUUCCUCCAUCCCUAAGCCCUCCUUGCUCUCCAAAGCAUCUGCACAGAAGCGGAGGCGAGUGGAGAGCGUUGCUUCUCCCUCCCUGGGUGGGCUUGCCAGCCGCAUCACCCAACUCCCGAGCAGCAGCUGGAGAUCUGCACAGCCCUCCCGCAUCCCAGAACAUCCUUUGGGUGCUCGCGCCAGGAAGGCCAGCAAGAGGACCACCGAAAAGCCUGUGGCACUCACAGCAACCCCCCUGCUGCCACCCCCAUGCCAAUGAAGCUCUUUAUGCUCAUGGCUCCAGGAUCCCUCCCAAAGUCCAAACCCAGUGCCAAACUUCUUUCUUUCUCUAGGAGCUCUAUCCUGUCCUUCCUGCAGUCCCACAAGCAUCCCCUCAAGCCCUUCUUCUACCCCUAAAGUCACCCCCAGCCAUCUCCUGCCUGGGGUCCCGGGCUUUGCGUGUUACCCCCCC
Molecule: messenger RNA, 2730 nt
Organism: Gavia stellata (red-throated loon)
Lineage: Eukaryota; Metazoa; Chordata; Aves; Gaviiformes; Gaviidae
Gene: KIF18B
Product: kinesin family member 18B
Exons: 15
Coding region: 1-2538 (845 amino acids)
Biological process (GO): microtubule-based movement
Molecular function (GO): ATP binding; microtubule binding; microtubule motor activity
Source: RefSeq, a predicted model, not a curated record